Molecule: messenger RNA, 2406 nt
Organism: Cryptotermes secundus
Lineage: Eukaryota; Metazoa; Arthropoda; Insecta; Blattodea; Kalotermitidae
Product: membrane protein FAM174A
Exons: 2
Coding region: 567-1160 (197 amino acids)
Source: RefSeq, a predicted model, not a curated record
GGCCGCGGCAAUACAGAAGUGGAUCUUUCCCUUUUCUUCUCUCUUGUCAGCUGAUGGCAGCAACAGCAGUGUUAAUGUUUUGUGGAGUAGUGUCUAUAAAAUAGGCACGUGUGAUGAUUUUGUUUGGGUGAUACAUGGAUGAACUUCAAAUAGCUGCUUCAAGCUCCCACUAAUUACAGAUCGUUACAGAUGGCAGUGGGAGUCGAAUGUAUUGGACGUUCGUGGAGAAGAAAUGGCCUCUAAAAGGGCAAGGGGUAUACAGCAUCCCUUAUGCUGCCACAACCGACACAGCUAACUGUCAAAACUACAAAAUUAUGUGGGCAAAGAGCUGAUGACGCUCAUUCACGCGAAUUUAGUGAUUGCAACAGUUACAAACCAACAGGUUUCUUUCCGAGUUUGGUGAUGUGUUCCUUACAUGCGCGGUGUACGUGACAGGUGGAUGCGGUGUAGAGGCUUGACGAAUUGCGUGUAGUUGUGUAAGAAGUUGAUAUUCCCGUUAGCGGUUAUCUGACUAGUAAAGAAAUAUAUGAAGAAGUGAAUAAGAUAAAUGUUGAGAGCUAAGAAAAAUGCGUUUGCAUUCCGGGUACACAAAUGUGAUGUGGAUAAUUGUGUUAUGUUUCUUGGUACAGUGUUUAAUUAUAUCCGAGAACAAAGUUCAUGGUAAAGACAACUCCGCAGAGGAAAAGACGGAUGUUAAGAAGCAUGAAACUGCAGCACAGAAGAAAAAGCAAACUGAAGCUGCAGUGCCACAAAAUAGGCCAAGUAAUGGCAUUGAAUCAACAAAUCAGAGUGCAGGUUUGCCAGUAAAUGGUAUAGAUAGGGCGAGGGUCACAAAAAAUAGAACAAGCAUUAAUGCGGGAGUGUCAGAGCAGGUUGAUAAUUCAUCUUCAAGGGCAUAUCAAGAGACCGUGCAGCCUUCUCGAAAAAUUAUCAGCACUGGAGCAUUCGUCAGAGCAUUUUAUGUGUUUGUUGGUGUAGGAGCUAUUGUUGUUAUGUACAUCGUUGUGAGAACUGUCAGACUGAGACGUAGGAAGUCUGCUGUUAGAAAGUAUGGGAUCCUGGCGAGUAGAGAAGAUGUUGAGUUGACGCCAUUAGGGGCAGAGGAAGAAGAAGAAGAUACAACUUUGUUUGAAAUGUCUUCACACAGAUCUCGACCUUGACAGUCAGAGCACAAGAUCAUGGCCUACCCCUAAUAAAUCUGCUUGCACAAACACAAUGCAGGAUGGGCUUUAAGCAAGGCAUUCCAACAUUGUGACCUACUUUGAAGAUGCCUUGUUCAACGUGAAUGGAGUUUACAUCAUCAGGGAAGCCAUGAGAAAAAUCAGAUGCCCUCAGCACUUCAACUCUGAAGACAGGUAGAAACUGAGUGAAGUUUUAUUUCACCAAUUUUCCUCUAGCCCUUUUUUCUUUAACCGUAUGGUCCCUUCUCAUUGGUUUAGCACCACUUAUUGUAUAUAAGACAGUGUUUUCCAUUGGGCUUAUUCACCCAGAACGUGGCAGCUUCAAUUGCAGGAACAGCUUCAACACAUGAUGCAGCUAAACCUUGAAAGCUGAAGUGACAUAUCAGUUACAGGCCAUGAGAAAUGAAGCACAACCCCUUGGGCUGUAUAAGUCAGGCAUUUGUUUUUCAGGAGAGUGGCAAAUUAUGUGUCUGUGUCAUUAAGUUUUGGGUGUGGGAAUUUUGGUUGAUUGCGGUAUGUACAUAUUAAAACUGCUAACAUACAACUGCAGGUGGCUCAUGACAUUACAUUACAUUGCAUUCCAUUCCAUGGAUCAUUGGAUGGUGCCGAUCACAUGCCUUCCCAGCUAUGUCUCUGUUGUCUAGCAGUGUCACAUCCAAUAUUAUGGCUUUAAUUGAAGCCUGUUUCAAAAUGUCCACUUCUACAAAUGGCCACACAUGGUUUUAUUUAGUUUCUUAUUUUUUUACGCAUUUAUGCCUAGCAGCAAUGUGAUUCUUGCAAUGUUUGCUGCAUUUAUUUACUGUGUACAUAGCUUAAGUCCAGCGUUUAACACAGGGAAGUCCACACAAAGGAGAGAUUGUGGCAGUGGCACUGGAAAAUGUAAUGUGGUCUCCAAUUUGAACAGUAGAGAGCUUGAAAUGUAGGCAGGUGUCCACAUUCAGAAUGUAGUGCCAUGGAGCCUGUAGAAGUUCAUGACUGUUUUGGAGAAAUAUACCGCUUCCAUCUUCAGGUUGAAAGAGUAAGAUGAGCAGAGUUCUGGUGGCUCCUUACUUGGGUCACCAGUUGGUCCUGAAGAUGAAGGCCAUAUCUUCACAGCCACAUCUUUUUUUUUUCUUUUUUGUAGUUGACCGAAAAGCAGAAUUGUUUGUGUUAAACCUUGCUUUGAUUGUAUUUUUACACCAGAAUUAAAAUAUCCUUUGUCAGUUAAUUGGAGCUGACUGUGCUU